UGGAGGUCUCCGCUGGCCAGAGGCCAGGCGGGCGCUCCUGCCGCAGCCCGCGGGCAGCCAGGGCGACCCCGAGCCCCUGGCCAUGGCCCGGCGUUUCCUGGCGCUGGUGGCCGGUUGCCUUCUCUGCUCGGCGUUUGGAAUAGUGCCAGAACCAAAAAAUGUAACAAUUAAUUCCGUUAACUUGAAAAGCACUCUACAGUGGGAUCCACCUACUGUUCACAAAGAAAAUAUUACUUAUACGGUCGAGUCUAUAAGCAGUCUCUAUAACAGGAAUAUGUGUGUGAACAUUGUCAUCACGGAGUGUGACUUCUCUUCUCUGCCUGUAUAUGGAGAAUACACCUUGCGAGUCAGGGCUGAAUCGGAGAACGAAAAAUCAGGCUGGGUGAACAUCAUCUUUAAGCCACUCGAUGACACAAUCAUUGGACCACCUGAUGUAAAAGUGAAAUCUGAAUCCGGAUCUUUGCAUGUAGAUUUCACAGGCCCUGUCGCUGUACAAGAGUCACAUGUGUGGCCUUUAAAUAAAUAUUAUGGCUCUUGGGUUUACAGAGUGCUAUACUGGAAAAAAGGCAAUAGUGAAGAGGUUAUAACCACAGAUACUAAAUAUAACUCAGAAAUAUUAUCUGGUUUGGACCCUUGGACAAUAUAUUGCCUUCAAGUUCAAGCAGUUAUUCCUGAAUGGAACAAAACAGGAAAGCUGAGUGAAGAGUUCUGUGAUAGGACAACUGAUAAUGGUGUAACUCCAGUAUGGAUAAUUCUCACUGUUCUUCUAGUAUCAACGUUGGUUGUUCUAGUAUCAGUUCCUGCCUGUUUCUUUAUCUUUUCAUAUAUAUAUCGACAGGCCAGAUAUGUCUUCUGCCCUACAUAUUCUUUUCCACAACAUCUGAAGGAGUUUUUGAGCAAGCCUUCCUACAGUUCGCAGUUUCUUUCGCCACAUUCACCGGAAGAGGAUCACUCCUUUGAUAAGUUAACUGUCAUUUCAGAAGAAUCUGAAAACUGUAGUGAUGAGACAAGCAACAGAAAGGAGCAGCUUCAGGACUCCCAAGAAGAGAGUUCUAUUGCAGAAAAAGUUUCAGCUUUUGAAAAGGGACCAAGUUCAGUCUUAUACCUGAUUCAGGCUGAAAACAGGUACCCAAAUAGACAAUUAAAUACGACUUUAUAUUGAGAAUGCAGCAGCAAGCACUUGGUAAAAUUCCAGAUUUAAAAUGUGUAAAGAGAAUUUUGUCAAUCAUAUUUAUUUUUCAACUCUGAGAAACAUUAGUUUAAACGACUCCUGAAGUGGGAUGCAAUUUUUAGCCACUCGUUUUUAAUGACUGAUUUAUAACCUGUGUCACGAAUUAUAUUGCACUAUAAUACGGUGCUUCUUGUAAUGUAAGUAUUAAAUAUAUAAUUCAUUAUUUUUAUUUUAUUGAAUAUUAUUAAAGUUAAUCAGAAUUAUGACCAGCACAGCAUAGUUUUCAAAGGAAACUUUUCCUUUACAAGAAAACUUUUAGAUUUAACUGAUUUUAGUAUGAAAAUCUUUGUAUUUUGUUUUAGUGGUUGGCUUCAAGUCUGACUAGUAGUGAGUAGAUUAAUAUUUUAUAUUUAAUUUAUACAUGACACUAAAAUUACGACAUUUUUCUUGAUAGGUACCACUUUAAUAAAAUAGUAGCAAACAAUGUCAAUAUGUUUUAAAUGUGAAAAAUUAGUUAUGGGCCAUACUUCAUCAUAGGUUUACAGUGGGGCAGUGGAGCUUUGACAGUUUACACUCUUUAAGGAUCUGCCCCUAGUUCUUAAGCAAAUCACAUUGAGCCUAAUCCAAAAUCACUGAAGUCAAUGGGAAGACUUUCCAGGAAAUAGGAUUAAAUAUUAAACUAACCUCCAUAAAUCUGCUAGACCAUAUAACUUAAUACUCUGUUCAGAAAUGGUCAGCAGCUAGGCUAUAUUGCUGUGUACAUAAAAAGAGGAGAGUUGCUGCAUGAGCUAAGAAAAAUAAUAUUGGGCAUAUAAUUUGGUUUUACUUUAAUAGAAACAAAUCUUUCAAGUGCUGCAAAGUUAUCUGAACAUACUGUAUUAGAUUUCUGAAAAAUGUCAAAUUUUUCCUCAGCAAAAGUGGAUUGCUAUGAGUAUAUUAUGUAUAAAACAUAAUUUGUUAUGUAGGUGGCAAAAUUAAUUGCCCUAAUUUUUGUUUUUAUUAUAGGGAUAGGAUAAAUGUGCAUCUUUUGGAGAACUAAUUCAGAAAGAAUAUACAAAAAAUAAAUAAAAUUGAUAUU
Molecule: messenger RNA, 2249 nt
Organism: Chelonoidis abingdonii (Abingdon island giant tortoise)
Lineage: Eukaryota; Metazoa; Chordata; Testudines; Testudinidae
Gene: IL10RB
Product: interleukin 10 receptor subunit beta
Biological process (GO): cytokine-mediated signaling pathway
Cellular component (GO): plasma membrane
Molecular function (GO): interleukin-10 receptor activity; protein binding
Source: RefSeq, a predicted model, not a curated record